Gadus macrocephalus (Pacific cod) is the source of this 2727-nucleotide messenger RNA. RefSeq names its product melanopsin-A-like. The record is from RefSeq and is a predicted model, not a curated record. Gene Ontology annotation, cellular component: membrane. Gene Ontology annotation, biological process: G protein-coupled receptor signaling pathway. Gene Ontology annotation, molecular function: G protein-coupled receptor activity. The coding region runs from base 167 to 1459 and encodes 430 amino acids. The transcript is spliced from 9 exons. Lineage: Eukaryota; Metazoa; Chordata; Actinopteri; Gadiformes; Gadidae.
GGUUCUGACGGAGGCCCCGUCCCUCUCCCCCGCGGUGGACGUCCCAGAACACGCCCACUACACCCUGGGAACGGUCGUCCUGCUGAUCGGAAUCACGGGCGUGAUUGGAAACUCCCUCGUGAUCUACGCCUUCUCCAAGAGCCGCUCCCUGCGGACCCCGGCCAACAUGUUCAUCCUCAACAUGGCGCUGGCCGACCUGCUGAUGUGUGUCACCCAGACGCCCACCUUCUUCAUCAACUCCAUGCACCGCAGGUGGAUCUUUGGGGAGAAAGCCUGUGAGGUGUAUGCGUUCUGCGGCGCUCUCUUCGGGAUCUGUUCCAUGCUGACUCUGACCCUCGUCGCCGCCGACCGCUUCUUCGUCAUCACGCGGCCGCUGGCCUCCAUCGGCCUGUUGUCACGGCGACGCGCCGGGCUGGUCCUGAUCGGGGCGUGGCUUUACUCCUUGGCCUGGAGCCUCCCCCCCUUCUUCGGAUGGAGUGCCUACGUCCCUGAGGGUCUGAUGACUUCCUGUUCCUGGGACUACAUGACCUUCAGCCCGGGGGUGCGCGCCUACACCAUGCUGCUCUUCAUCUUCGUCUUCUUCAUCCCCCUCUUCAUCAUCAUCUACUGCUACUACUUCAUCUUCCGCGCGAUUCGCUCCACCAACAGGGCGGUGGGCCGGGUGAACGGCAGCUGCUCCAGCCGGGGGUCCCGGGGGGGCGGUGGCCAGCGGCUGCAGACCGAGUGGAAGACGGCGAAGAUCGCCCUGAUCCUCAUCCUGCUCUACGUCCUGUCCUGGGCGCCGUACUCCGGGGUCGCCCUCACCUCCUUCGCUGGCUAUGCUGACAUGGUGACUCCGUAUAUGAAUUCCGUUCCUGCUGUGAUCGCCAAGGCCUCUGCCAUCCACAAUCCCAUCAUCUACGCCAUCACACACCCCAAGUACAGGCUAGCGUUAGCGCGCUACAUCCCGUGUCUGGGCCGCCUGCUGUGUGUUCCUCCUGCUGACCUGCGCUCGGCGGGCAGCAGCUUCUCCUCCACCCGCCGCUCCACCCUCAGCAGCCAGACGUCCGGCGGCAGCGCCCGGCAUCACAGCGCCAGGAAGUCCCGCCUCUCCUCCGCCUCCGACAGCGAAUCGGGCUGGACGGACACCGAGGCGGACGGCUCCAGCAUGGGGUCGCGACCCGCCAGCCGCCAGGUGUCAUGUGACCUCAGAGACACGGAGCUCCCAGAACACAGAGCGUCCGUCAGGAGGGAGAGGGAGGCCGAGAGCGGGGACCCGGCUGAUGGUCAAAUGACCAGAGCGGCCAUCGUUCGGAUUCCCAGCAUCGUCGUCACCAAAGAACCCAGCCCCUUCCUCCCCAUUAGUCGAACUAGUUCUCGCUCUUCUCGCCCCCGGGUAGCAAAUAGCAAUGCAGGGGCGGGAUCUGUUUCAACAGACACCCCUCACGUCUCAAAUGACUGCUCCUCCCCCUUAAUUUGAUUGGUGGAGAACCACUAACGAAAUAUUUAGGUAGGUCAUCCUAACGUUUACCACCUAUUAAUAUAUAAUAUAUAUAUUAUAUAUAAAAUAUACAUACAACUACAGUAAUGUGGUAAUAAUAAACUACAGUAACGGGUUAAUAAUCAACUACGUUAACUUGGUAAUAAACGACAGUAAAAUGUUGAUUAAAAACGACAGUAACUUGGUAAUAAUAAACUACAAUAACAUGUUAAUAAACAACAGUAACGUGGUAAUAAACUACAGUAACAUGUUAAUAAUAAACUACAGUAACAUGGUAAUAAUUAUUUAUUUAUUUAGGUUUUACAGAUACCAAAACAUAGAUAAGUGUGAAACAGUAAUCUGAUGUAUGCAUAGUGUUUAAUAAACUACAGUGGAAUGUUAAACUACAGUAACAUGUUAAUAAUAAACUACAAUAACAGUUAAUAAUAAACUACAGUAACAUGGUAAUAAUACGCUACAGUAAUAUGUUAAUAAUAAACGACAGUAACAUGGUAAUAACAAACUACAGUAACAUGGUAGUAAUAAAAUACAGAAACAUGGUUACAAUAAACGAGAGUAACUUGGUAAUAAACUAGAGUAAUAUGUUAGCAAUAAAUCACAGUAACGUGGUUAUGAUGUGCAGUGUUUAACACUUUAAAAGUCUUUCCCAAAAUAUUCCUGCUCUGUGUUUUAUCGCCUGUGCAUAUUUAUAAUAUAUUGUGUUAGUUAGAAAUUGAUUGUUACUUUAUUGCAUAUGGUGAGACAUCUAUACCAUAGAAAAUGUAUUGAAAAAUAUAUUGAGUGUUGUUGAUGAUUAUUACUGUGGCGACCAGGUCGUGUUUGUGCUCUGGGGGGGGGGGGGGGGGGGGAGUUGUUUGACCACCACUGAGGUGUUAGGUUGAUUGGUUAAUGUGUUAUAUAUGUUUUGUAUAUAUAUAUUUUCUAUGUGUUAUAUAUAUACAUGUUAUGUGUUAUAUGUGUUAUUUAUGUUAUAUGUGUUAUAUGUUAUGUGUUAUAUAUCUAUGUUAUGUGUUAUAUUUGUUACAUGUGUUAUAAUAUGUAUCUGUUAUAUUUGUUAUUUAUGUUGUGUUAUAUAUGUUUUAUAUAUAUAUGUGUGAAAAGUGUUAUAUGUUAUAUGUGUUAUAUAUAUUUUUAAAAAUAAUAAUAAUAUUAAUAAUAAUAAUAAAUGAAAUUUAUAUAGUGCUUAAUAUGGUACUCUAAGACGCUUUACAUAUUGCCCUAUCAAAACUAUGUAAGACAGACUAAGA